Acanthaster planci (crown-of-thorns starfish) is the source of this 5235-nucleotide messenger RNA. RefSeq lists its product as uncharacterized. Lineage: Eukaryota; Metazoa; Echinodermata; Asteroidea; Valvatida; Acanthasteridae. The record is from RefSeq and is a predicted model, not a curated record.
UUAGCCCAGCUGGUUGGACCAUCCCUCCAUGGUUGGACUUAGGCUGCAUUGCACUGCGACUAGUCCUCUUACAAUGCGAAUUUUUUUUUUACGGUUUAGUGGCAUAGUGACCAAUCCCGUCCAAAUCAAAAAAGAGGAAAACUAACAAGAAAUCUCUAUGCGCACGCAGCUUUGAACUAAGCACAACCAGGCUAAGCACUGCCAUGAAACAGUGUUUAGCCAAGUUUUGUGCUGGAGUAAACACGGCUUUUCUGCAGAGCAACUCCAUGAAUUGGGCCCCUUAUUUAGGUGCAAACAGAGCAAGGCAGAAGUGUAUUUACAAUGGGGAAGAAACAUUCUACCAUCCCGCUACACAAGCGUGCUGCCAAGGACAUAUCUAUCAACGAGCUCAUAACUUGGAAGAAAUAUGCUGUGGCAGAGUUCUUCACGACUCAACCACAGGCCGGUGCUGUGGAGACCACACUUGGAUCAACGAAGACAGUCACUUUUGCUGCGGCAAUGCUGUGUACCCACGUGAAGAGCACAUGCAAUGCUGUGGCGAUCAGCAGAUUGACACAUCCACACAUACCUGCUGCUCUUGGCACGUCAUAGAGAACACUGGAGAAUGCUGCGGGAAGAACGCCACCUACGAUCCCACGACACAGCACUGCUGCACCGGACCCGACUAUACCGGCCACGUGGCCACAGUGGGCAGGGAAGCAGUCAUCAGCAGUUUCCUGGAGUGUUGCAACACGGAGGUCAUUGAUACCAGACGGAAACUGUGUUGCCAGGGUAACGUGAUUGACCGUGAGACUUCUUUCAAGGAGUGCUGCGGACCGAACACUUUUGACAUCAGGACAGAGGUCUGUUGCGAGGCUGAGGCCAAGCACCGCAUCAGCCCGCUGGUAGACGGCAAGGUUGAGUGCUGUGGAUUGACACCUUACAAUAAGGACAGGGACCAGUGCUGUGAGUCUGUCAUUACUCCCAAUAUCGGAAAUGGCCAAUGUUGUGGUGCCACAGCAUACAAUCCGCUGCAGUCGUCUUGCUGCUACCCCAGCCCGCCGUCACUGUCCGUCCCUGAGAUACCAGGUGUACAGGAUUGCUGCAGCGGAGAAUCCUACCUAAGGACGCGACACAUCUGCUGUGCGGGCACACUCCACGUGCUGGAACCUGGCAAAGAAUGCUGUGGAAAUGAUCUGUACAAUCCGGCGGACCAGCUAUGCUGUGCUGGUCACAUCUUGGCCAGAGUAUCUCCAACGUCUCAGUGUUGCGGAGACAGAGACACAUUCGACCCCGAGCAACAGACCUGCUGUCGUGGAUUUGUAUCGAACAUUGUGAACGGAUCCUGUUGUCGCAUCAUGAGACACGUAUACCAGGCCUAUCAGCCUACUGAAAGCAAAUGUUGUGAACGUCGCUCUCUGUCGCGGGCCACUUACGGCAGAGUGCAGAGAAUUGAUGCUGUGUGCUGUGGUAUCCACGCCCUUUCAGACAACGAACUGUGCAACCCUUGCUCUAUGAAGCCUGUGACGAAACUUUCCCCGAUGGACAAUGCAGUCUGCUGUUCAGAACCAAAGUCCCAAGAAAGGAACCCUAAAACCUACAACAGAAACACACAGGUUUGUAAGCAGGGGAAGGUGUACAGCAUUAAGGGCAUGCUUCCUGGCUUUGAAUCCUGUGGGGGGAAAAUCUACGACACAGAGAGCCAUCAGUGUUGUAAAGGUUACAUCCAUCCAAGGAUCUACAUGGCUGACAAGCCCUACCGUAUGAAAUGCUGUGGCACUGAAACCUACGUCCCAGAAUGGCAUGCGUGUCGGAGGCACCUCCAAUAUGAGAAGGUGAUUUCCAUCCCGGAGGGACUCGUCGGAUAUUGCCGAGGCAAUACCUACAACAUUCAAUCCCACUUCUGUGAUAGCAGUAAUGGCCACAUCCGGCCCAUCCAGGAGAUGGAGCUGGGCUGGGAAGUAUGCGAGAACCACAAGGCUGAAAACGGUUACCGCCCCUACGAUCCGUCAGAACAGGAGUGCUGCGGGGGGAUCUUGAUCGGACCAGGGGAGACAUGCUGUCACGGCCACCGGUUCUUGACUCCGGAGACCAGCCUCGGAGAGGGUAGAUGUUGCGGCUUGGUGGGUUACAACCCAACUACUUAUACAUGCUGUGAUGGGGUACUGCACCAGAUCUCUGCACCAGGCCAAGUGUGCUGCGGACGCAGGCUCUUUGACCCGUCCAGCCCGGAGCUGAUGUGCUGUAACGACACCCUACUUUCCACUGCAGAUGGCAAGACUGCUUGCACGGCUGGGGUGGCUCACCGGCCCACGGACACCGUGUGCCAAGGCAGAGUCUACCCAGUGGAGAACGGCGAAUGUUGCGGGGUGGUUUUGAUGGACAGCAGUAGACAAGUUUGCUGCCAGGGAAGAUUUCUGUACGACAAGGCUGUGUAUGGUGAUACCUGCUGUGGAAGGGUUGCAUACGAUGCUCUGGAUGAAACGAAGAAGUGCUGCAUAGACUCGCUCUUUCAUGAUGCACAGAAUGCAGUCUGCUGUCACAGUCAGAUCAUGGACCCACGCUCUGAAACCUGCAGAGCCAUUGGAGAUAUUCGGUACAGCUUCCCCAAGGAUGUGGACUUCUUCAGCUCGGAGGAUCAGAGUGUUGCCAUAGAACAUACAGUCUGCCAAGGUCUGAUUUAUCCAUUCCAUGGCGAGUGUUGCGGAAAUGAGGUCAUCAGAAGCAGCGAGGAGGAUGCGAUUUGCUGUGCUGGCCGGAGGCAGUCUCACCAGUUCGGGGAGAAGGCCAUGUGCUGCGGAGGGGAGGUGAUGGAUUCGGAGCUGUACACUUGCUGCGGGGGCAAACCCUUGCGCAAACACUAUCACUGGAUGACUUGCUGCAACGGGGAGAUAAUGGGUAGGCACAAAUGCCAGGCUGCUCAAGCUAGGCUCCCACGGUCUAACCCAGGAUCGGCAACAUGCGGAAGCCAGUACUACGAUGCCUCCCGUCUGGGUUGCUGCUACACUCACAUCUAUGACCUGGAGCUGUACGGCUGCCAGGACGGCAUCUUGCAGCCCUUGUGCAGUGGAGUCCCGUAUGACGCUAACAACCUGACCUGCUGCUCUGGUGCAACCCAUCAUGCAUCAACUACGGGCUGCUGUAACGGGGUGCCGUAUGAGUUUGGCAUGCACACUUGCUGCGCAGAGCAGCUCCACCCCAUCAAAAAUGGAUCCUGCUGUGGUCUGCAUGGCGAGAAGCCAUACAGUCCCAACAAAUUUCUCUGCUGCGACGGAACCCUCAGGAGGAAGAAGACGGAUACCACCCAGUGUUGUGGAAGCAAUGCAUACAACCCCCAGACAGACACCUGCUGUGAAGGGAAUGUGACUCUAGGUACAAGACCUGGAAGCUGUUGUGGUGGCAUGGCAUUUGACCCCACCACACAAGCCUGCUGCCCAAAUACAGGGAUGUUGUCCAAUCGCCAAGAUGUCUCUGGAGACUUCUCAGAAUCCUGCUGUGAACCAGGCUUGGAGUACAACAAAGAUGCAGGCACCUGUUUACCUGAAGUGCGUUUGAUGGAGCUUAACUAGGAACUGAUAGGUAAAGAAAGGAUCAGCUUUUAUACAUCCGAAAAGUAGUGACCCAGACUUGAAUCUGCAGAUGUCUCCUCAUGACUUUGUAAAGACUCUUGGAGUUAGCACUCCCUGCUGCAUAGACUCUUCACAGGAACAAUGGAUGACAUUGACCUGUGUGCACAAUUUUAGGAGGAAGCCAACCUAUGAAGAGUUAAUUUCAUAAAUGUGAUAAGAAUCAUUUUGAUCCAAGAAUUUGAGAACCUUACCCUCUCUUGGUUGCCUAAAGUCAGUUUCGAGGGUUCAGAUAGUUGGACACAAAUCUGCAUUUUGAAGAACAAAAUUACGGGACACCAGGUAUGCUGUUUUUCAAUCUUAAAUAUUUUAUAAUUGCAGAAAAAUUCUGUGUUUUCCAAAUGGACAGAUCACUUUUCAGAAAUAAACCUUUUAUGUGUGCCCAAAGAGCAUUGGCCAGUUCAUGCUCUUUGCAAAAUGUACACAAGAAGUGAAGUUGGCACCAUGAAGCAUUCAGUGGGGAAUUUCGCCAGAGUUGAAACAUGCUCAGUGUUUGCAAAUUAAACUCUGUGAAUGAAAGUGCGACGUGACGUUAUCCAUUUCAAUUCAUGUUGGCUUUUGCAGUGAGUAUGAACUGCCUUUGGAUGUAACAAAUUGCCUGACCAAGAUAUAUCUGUAGACAUUAAUUGUACUGUCUACCUUAGAAAUGUUAGACCAAUGAAUGGUUGCUUUGCUUAGUGACUAAGAGAUUGCUGUAAUAUUCCAGAUGUUCUUCUUUCAAUAUUUAUUUCACUUGGUUGUAUUCAAUUUUUAAAAUAUAAAGACAGUAUUUUUAGUUUCAUUUCCAAAGUCAUUAUGUUGCAUUUUAUGACUCAGCGUACACAUCCCAGUACAUAUAUGUGGAAAUGGUUUUAUAUAUUUUAUUUUAUCUAUCUGAAAAAUAUUUUAUAUUAUAUAAUUGAAUAUAUUCUCAUAUUUAAGUUUGAAUGUUUGGUGGAAUGGCUAUCCAGUUAAAACCCAUCUUUCAGGGGAUAAAAAGGCAUUUCCUUGUUAGUUUCUUCGUGAGGGUGAUGCAAUGUGGAGGAUAUACAUUUAUAGUUUGGUUUGUUUGAUCUGCAACUUAAGUAGAUGUAUAGUAUAAGUAGACCUAUUGCGAUAUCUACACGCUGUUUCUGCAGACAUGAUGUAAUGAUUUUAGGGAGUCAAAACAUUUUGUGGAGGUUUGUUGAGUGUUGAAUAGCACAUGGUUUGCAUAUUUUUAACCUUUUGUGGCAUGAAUGUUAUUAUAUGGUAGAACCGACAUGUCAGAAACUCUAAUUAUUCAUUGAGAGUGGCUUUAAAACUUGAUCUGUCUAGCAUUUUUGUAUUUAACCCAGACUUAAUAUUUAUAUUUUAAUCGGGAAAAGUGCAGGACCCCUGUGUAUAUCUGCAGGGAUGAUAACUUUUGGAUUAAGUAUAAUGUAUACCAAACUUGGUAUGAUCAUAGAUUCUCAUUCGACUGUAAGCUACAGCUGACGUUGAUCUAUCCUAUUCUGUCUGUUUUCCGAAAAGACCUGUUUGAUGGUGUUUUUUUUCAAAAUGUCUACUUGUUAGCGACAGUAGGCUGACGGAAAAGUCAUUCCUUCAAUUUCUUUGAAUGCAGUUUCUUGUUAGAAUGCUGAAUGAAUAUAAAUAUAUCUAUAUAUUAAUA